AUAGGCAUGGAGUAUUGGCUGGAAGCCAAGGAGGCAGGUAUGUUGAGUAAAAACGAAACUCUGUGUCAGGUAUUUAUACAGGCAAUCCACACAGUACACCUGCACGACUUCGCCACACUCAGCCAGACAAGCAGAAGCAUGAGCACAAUGUCUCUGAAAGUUAUAACCCUCCUUCUGCUGGCGUCCAUCCUCUGGAGCUCUUCAGAAGCAAACACUGAAGGUGCAGUUGACUGCUGUUUAGCAACUAGUGAGAAGGUAAUCCCGAGAAAAGCUGUCGUUUCCUAUAGCAGGCAAGAAGCUGAUGGGGACUGCAUAAUCUCAGCAGUUUUGUUCAUCACUAAGAACGGCUAUAGACUUUGCGCGCCCCCCAACGCCAAAUGGGUGAAAGCGUUGAUAAGGAAACUAAACAAAAAGGCACAGGCCAAAAAACUCAAGAAUGAGAAGAAAAGAGGGAAGAGGCCAUGAAGCCAUUGCUGAUUUUGCAUGUUUCGGUUGUAUGGCCUUGGUACCUGCAGUAAAGCUCAUUGUAUUCAAGUGGCAGCAAGAACUGUGGGACUUCAGGUCAAGCUCACAUUUGUCUACAUUGUGAAAAUGAGGACCAAGGAAACCAUUCGAGAAUAAAUAAGCUUUUCUCUACUUUGCCACAGACUGCUAUAGAAAAUAAAUACACAUGUGGUCACAAAGUUGUUAAAGCAGAUUAUUGUAAAGAAUAAUAAUCAAUACUUGUACUGAAAGGAAUGACUCAUGAUAACCAUGGUGAAGGAUUUCUGUAAUAAACUGUGAAUACAAUAGACUACAGUCAUUUCCCAAUAUACCGUACGAAGCAAUGAUACAGUACUUUAUCAGAUGUGAAAUAUAAAUUAGUUGAAUAUAUUUUUAUACUUUUGUACGUUUUGUAUUAUUUCAAUAUGCUUCAUCUUGGAUAUAUCGUUUGUGAACCUUUUUGUAAAUAUGUUUAAUCUUAGAGUAUUAAAUGAAUUAAGAAUCCAAAAA
Molecule: messenger RNA, 993 nt
Organism: Lepisosteus oculatus (spotted gar)
Lineage: Eukaryota; Metazoa; Chordata; Actinopteri; Semionotiformes; Lepisosteidae
Product: C-C motif chemokine 20-like
Biological process (GO): immune response
Cellular component (GO): extracellular region
Molecular function (GO): chemokine activity
Source: RefSeq, a predicted model, not a curated record